This is a messenger RNA of Eucalyptus grandis, 2293 nucleotides long. Its product is annotated as serine/threonine/tyrosine-protein kinase HT1. NCBI's taxonomy places the organism in Eukaryota, Viridiplantae, Streptophyta, Magnoliopsida, Myrtales, Myrtaceae. The record is from RefSeq and is a predicted model, not a curated record. Gene Ontology annotation, biological process: protein phosphorylation. Bases 564 to 2036 code for a protein of 490 amino acids. Gene Ontology annotation, molecular function: protein kinase activity; ATP binding. The transcript has 4 exons.
CUCCCCUGCUCCUCCCCACCCCCCCCACGGGCCGAGAGAAUAUACGAGUCCUUUUGUCCCCCCGCACCGCCGUCCACCACGGUCGUCCCUCUCCAACGCCACCUCCUCUCCCUCUCUCUCCCCCACCUUUUCUUCUUCUCUUUGCUAAAUAAAGCGCACCCGAAGAAACCCAUUUCCCCUUUCUCUCUCUCCGUCUCUAUCCGUCUCGAUCGAGUCUCUUCAAGAGCAACCCCGCCCCCUUCCCACCGGCGGCGGCGACCAGCGGUCAACGGUACCGGGCGGUCCGUGAUCGGCGGAUCUCUCCGUGCUCAAUCGCGGUUCUUGGUGUGGGGAUCUUCUCCAUCUAAUACGCCGGUCGGGGUCCGGGGAGUCUGUUUCGGGUUUGGACAGAGAGCUGUGUCCCCUGUUUGAUGGGAUUGAAGAAAUCUAGUUCAUGGUCUUUAAUUCCUUAAGAGUUGUUUGGGUAUAACCCUCUUGGUUAUAAGAAUUGUGUAAAGCUGAAGAUCAAGGACGUGAUCAAAUAUGAAGUGUUUUAGCAUUUAUAUUAUAUAAAUUGUUAGAAAAUGGAUGAGGAUGCUAAUUCCUGGAUAAGGAGAGCAAAAUUCUCUCACACAGUUUGUCAUAGGAUAGAUUAUUCAAGAUUAGCCUCGAUUCCCUUUACAAUUGAAGCAGAUCGGAUUCCUGAACUGAAGUCACGGCCAACACGAGCAGUCUCAAGCCAGAAGCCCAGUUCUAGUGGUUCACAGAUUCAUAGAAAUCCACUUACCAAUAAACAGAGAUCGUUAUCCCCACUUCCAGCAACAGUCCUAUCUGAUGUGUUUAAGGAAGCACGCUCGGAUAAAAAGAGAUUUUCAACUCCCUUCCCACAGAGGAAAGAAGCUGAGAAGGGUAUGAGGGGAAAACUAUUGCGCAGGGAAUCCCAUGAAUCCAAGGCCCGGAAUUCCAAUUCAUCAUCGAAUAGUAGCCCACUGAGGCAUUUUGCUUCAAUGAAACACAAUGACAAAGUUAAAACUAGGAAGGAUUCUGCCUGGACUAGAUACUUUGAUCAUUCUGGGGGAAGGGUUAUGGCUGUUGAUGGAACAGAUGAAUGGAUUGUGGAUAUGUCUAAACUAUUACUUGGUCUCAGAUUUGCUCAUGGUGCGCAUAGUCGGCUUUAUCAUGGGAUAUACAAGGAUGAACCUGUUGCUGUAAAGAUAAUUAGGGUUCCAGAUGAUGACGAAAAUGAAGUCUUGGCUACAAGAUUGGAAAAACAAUUCACUAGGGAAGUAACUCUUUUGUCCUGUCUUCACCAUCAGAAUAUUAUAAAGUUUGUUGCCGCAUGCAAGAAGCCACCAGUUUAUUGCAUCAUAACGGAAUAUUUAUCAGAAGGUUCUUUGAGGGCAUACUUGCAUAAGCUUGAAGACAAAUCGAUCCCCUUGCAAAAGCUUAUUACAACAGCCCUUGAGGUUGCUCGUGGAAUGGAGUAUGUUCAUUCACAAGGGGUCAUUCAUCGCGACCUCAAACCAGAGAAUAUCCUAAUUGAUCAGGACUUCCACAUGAAAAUUGCUGAUUUUGGCAUUGCUUGUGAUGAGGCUCACUGUGAUACUUUAGCUGAUGACCCAGGAACUUACCGGUGGAUGGCCCCUGAAAUGAUCAAACGCAAAUCUUAUGGGCGAAAGGUUGAUGUUUAUAGUUUUGGUCUUAUUUUAUGGGAAAUGGUGGCUGGCGUAAUCCCAUAUGAGGACAUGACUCCCAUACAAGCUGCUUUUGCAGUGGUUAACAAGAAUCUGAGACCAGUAAUCCCGAAGGAUUGCCCACCUGCACUGCAUGAUCUCAUUGAGCAGUGCUGGUCCUUGCAACCAGAGAAGAGGCCCGAGUUCCGCCAGAUUGUCAGAGUAUUGGAACAGUUUGAGGUUUCGCUUGCUCGUGAUGGAACACUAAAUCUGAUGGAGAACGUAACUUGCCAAGACCACAAGAAAGGGUUGCGUCAUUUGAUCCAAAAGCUCGGUCCGCUGCACCAUAAUAUUUCAUCCGCUCCUAAACCAAAGUUCACAUGACUCUUCUGAGCUUGCCUCGGACUCGAUGCGCAUGAAUUUUACUCUUAAGGCUUAAAACAAUUAUACAGGUGUCAACUCCAUCCGGGAUGAAGUCUGCUUGAGCCUCUUUGAUGGGUAGACUUGUAUGAAUGUAUUAAUUUGUAAAGGCCCUUCCCGUAGAUUUUACAGAUAUGUAUGAUUGGAUCAUUGGUGUUGGAAAAAUGCUGACAUAUAAAUUUGUCUCGGCAAUUUUUAAAGCCCACUUCUGUUUCUUUGUU